Molecule: messenger RNA, 1065 nt
Organism: Ordospora colligata OC4
Lineage: Eukaryota; Fungi; Microsporidia; Ordosporidae
Exons: 1
Coding region: 1-1065 (354 amino acids)
Biological process (GO): GPI anchor biosynthetic process
Cellular component (GO): membrane
Source: RefSeq, a predicted model, not a curated record
AUGAGGAUACAAUAUGUGGUGUUUUUGAAUACAGGCAAAACUAAGGUGAAUCAACAGGUUAUUGGAGGACGAUGCCUUGUGCUCAAUUCUCCAUGGUGUAGCAAUGGAUGCGAUACUGUUGUUCGGAAGGAGGCUGAUACCACCUUCAUUGAAUCCAAUGAAAUAGUUGCCAAAGUCAAGAGUGGAGAAAUAGUGUAUCUGGAGAGUGUGUAUUGUGUUGAUGAGAAUGUUAAAUUUAUUGAGAUUUCGCCAGUGCUGGAUAAACACGACUUUUUUGUUGCUUCAAGGCACAUGCUCAGUAGUAUGUCUAACAAUCAGAUUCACAGAAGUACAGAAAAAAUAUUUGCUCUGAAUAAAAGACGUAUAUGCAGCUUUGUAAUCCCAGUCAUACUGCAUGUCUUCAGAACUCAAAUUAUCCUAGUACUUUCAAAGGCUCCAGCAUAUGCAUCAGAUUAUGUAAUGCAGCUUUCGGUAGUUGCACAGAAAGGCAUGAGCAUAAAAAGAACAUUUGGCGAAUUUCUCAAAAUAUGCUGCAAUAUUCAGAAAGGAUUGAUGCUCACAGGAUCGCCACUUGUGUUUGUGGCAGGAAUAUACAAAAUGCCAAUCUCAUUCUAUGUUUUUGUAUUGUCGUCUGUAUAUAGAGGACUUAUGAGUCUCUUGGUGGAUGCAAUUCAAUUGUUCAAUAACUGCAGCUAUAACCCACUCAAGAAGCGAACUGAUUCAGUAAUGCUCAACACAGACCAGAUAUUCAUGUCUGUGCUUGUUUUUUCAUUUUGUCUUUUGAUCAUGCUUAACAUCAUGUGCUUUCAUGUUAUUUCUGUGCUCUUAAGGAUGUUUCUGGAAUUAUUAGAGUUUUCAAAGAACUUCAUUGACUUUGUAUUUGUUGACACAUCGCAAUGCAGUAUGUACAGUCUCGUGAUUCUAGAUUCACAUCCAUAUGUACAGCUCAGAUACAGAGACGUUUCUAUUUGGACAAAGAUUAUUUUUGCUGCAAAGGCAAGUCUGCAGACGUCUGAAAUUACAAAACAGAACUUUAUUACAAGAUUACUUUUUGGAAUUGAAUAG